This is a messenger RNA of Branchiostoma belcheri (Belcher's lancelet), 783 nucleotides long. RefSeq names its product 3-oxoacyl-[acyl-carrier-protein] reductase FabG-like. The transcript has 9 exons. Gene Ontology annotation, molecular function: oxidoreductase activity. Bases 1 to 783 code for a protein of 260 amino acids. The record is from RefSeq and is a predicted model, not a curated record. Lineage: Eukaryota; Metazoa; Chordata; Leptocardii; Amphioxiformes; Branchiostomatidae.
AUGCCUGACUUGAGAGAAAAGGUAGCCAUAAUUACAGGUGCUAGUUCUGGCAUAGGGAAGGGGACAGCUGUAGAAUUUGCGCAGCUGGGAGCGCACCUGGCUCUGACUGGGAGAAACCAGGAAAACCUGCAGGCCACAGCAAAGGCCUGUGUGGAGGCAGGGAGUCCAGAAGAUAAGAUUCUACUUGUAACAGGAGACAUCUGCGAUGAAGAAGUAAGAAUAAACCUGGUGGAUCAAACUGUGCAGAAGUUCGGCAGGAUCGAUGUUCUGGUAAACAAUGCCGGCAGUUUCAUGCGGGGUACUUUAGAGACCACAGCUAUGGCGGACUAUGACAGGAUCAUGGACGUUAAUGUUCGCAGUGUGGUCAGGUUGACUCAGCUGUGCAUUCCACAUCUCACAAAAACUAAAGGGGCAAUCGUCAAUGUGUCCAGUGUAAAUGGAAUACGAGGGUUUUCAGGAUGUCUUGCAUACUGCAUGAGCAAAUCAGCACUGGACCAGUUCACAAGAUGUGUUGCACUUGAGCAAGCUUCGAAGCAAAUCAGAGUCAACUCUGUCAAUCCUGGUGUGAUUACGACAGAGAUUUUCAGACGCGCAGGACUGAAUGAUGAGGAGAAACAUGCCAAGUACAUGGAACAUCACAAGACAACACACCCGCUGGGGAGGGUUGGUGACGUUUCGGAAGUUGCGAAAACUAUCGCCUUCCUGGCCUCGUCAGACGCGUCCUUCAUAACCGGCGCCCUGGUCUCCGUGGACGGGGGAAGGCACGCCUUUUGUCCACGUUAA